Molecule: messenger RNA, 1694 nt
Organism: Vespa crabro (European hornet)
Lineage: Eukaryota; Metazoa; Arthropoda; Insecta; Hymenoptera; Vespidae
Exons: 4
Coding region: 352-1101 (249 amino acids)
Source: RefSeq, a predicted model, not a curated record
UCUUAAAAGAUUGAGGUAUAUGUUACUUUACAAAAAAAAUUGAUUUCAAUUGCAUUAUUCUUCAUUAAGAUAUUACUUUUACUCCAAUGAAAACUUUGAGAUCGACUGUUUCGAAAUUGGUAUAUGUGCUAUCUAUAUUUAUUUUUUCUUUUUUUUAUUUCUCAAAGUGAACUAUGAAGCAAGUAUAUACAUAUAUUCAUACAUAUACAUAUACAUAAUAAAUGGAUGAUAAUUAAAAGCAAACGAUCAUCAUCACAUUACGGAUCUGACCAAAGCAAAAUUAUAAAAAAUAAAGGAACAUAUUACUGAAUAAAAUGAGAAUAUAACGAAAUAAAAAGUACGUAAAAAGAUAUGAAUCUAAACUAUAAAAAAAUUUUUAAUGGUGAAUGGUAUGUCACGCGAGAUGGCACUAAGAAAAGAUACAUUGUAAAGAUCAAAACUAUUUACAUGAUUAUAUUAUGUUUUACGACGAACUUUUUAAGUUUCAUCGUCGUCGAACCAGGAACUCGUGUAACUCUUGACAAUUUAGCACCAAAAUCAGCGGCAUUUAAUGCCCUUUUUCGUCGAAAUUAUAAUUUAAAGAUAAGAAUACCCGCAGCUAAUGUAAUUACGGGAUUAAUAACAACGACAAUGGUAGCUAUAGCUGAUGAAUAUAAUAUUCCUUAUCUUUAUCUACCGUGGCUGGUAAAUACUAUCAAUGGAAUUGCAUUUUACGAGGGCCCUAUUUUUCUAAAUUUGUUUUACACUCUUUUACCGAACUUAGGAAUUCCAACAGGAUCGUUUCUACUUAUGAUAUUGCUUUUAUACGUUGAGGAACUAUGUGUCUGGAAUGAAGUAUUUAUCAGUUUUCAACGUAAUUGGUCUGAUUAUAAUAACAAAAAACAAAACAGCAUCAUCGAAAGCAAGGAAAAUAGUUUUACUUCUUCGAAAAACAAUGGGGAACUUUUUUCGGAGGAAAUUAUAAAAAAAAAGGAUCGGACUCUUCUCGAAAAAAUUCAAAAUCGAAGAAGAUCUUUUGAUUCUUACAAUAAAUCUAAUAAUCCCUUUUAUAUUAAUUCUAUUCUAACAGAACAUAUUUUCGAUAAUAAAAUAACUACUUAACAUGAUGACAAGAUGGAAUGGAAUAAACGAUGAUCGGUAUGAAGGGAAAAAAAUGAAUGCGUUUGAAAUAAAAUCGCGAGAACACACGAGGUGGUAAAGAAGAGUUGAAUCUAAAGUACACUUAUGUAACAAAGGCAUGUUUGCUUUCUUAAUUUAGAUAAUUUACGGAAAGUGUAAUAAAAAUUUCAUUCAUCUACCGACUUAAUUUUUUGUUCACAUAGAAGAUGGCAACGCACUAAAAAAAAAAAAUUUUAAGAUGAAGCUGGAUAAAGCAAACAAUGAUUGCUUAUCGUAGCGUAUCCUUUUCGUCGAUUGUGUUAUUUUUUUUCAAAUAUAAAAUAUAUAGAACGUCUAAGAAAUUUCCAUACAAACUUUAACCAACACAUUAUACGUUUAAACAUAAUACGAAAAUAUCAUAUAAACACAGGUUUACAAUUGUUUUCUCAACAGUUCUAACACUAAUAUAGAGAAACGUCAUAUUAACAGUCCGUUCAAAGUUGAGUCAGUAGAGGUAAAUAAAACAUUCGAGUGUAAGCAAAGGACUCCAGUUAUUGGUUGACGUACGAUAAUCAAUUGUUGAAUACAGAAGCGAA